CAGCAGCAGCCCCGCACCGCACCGCAGCACCAUCACUGCUGCUUCUCGCCUGCACGGUAACAUGGUAUACAGGGCUCGGCUGUUGUAGCCAAGGGCCACUUAAUCAGUCACUCAGCUAGUCCGGUGUUUGUGUUUGGAUGUGUGUGCAGUAAGAGGCAGACGCAGCAGCAGCAGCAGCAGCAGCAGCAGGCCAGUAAGCGGACGGAGAUCGGUCCUACACCGCUGUUCAUCACGAGCACGGGGAGGAAGGAGUCCGGAGCAAAGCGAGCAUCCCGCAUCUCUACCCCGGCUGUCCUGAACAACAGCCCCCCGCUGAACUGGAACUGAGAUACUCAUCCACUCCACGGACACAGUCGCGGAUUAAUAGGGUGUGGGGGAAAAAAACGGGUCUGGCUAGCGCUAUAGUCACUAUUGUUGUCAAGGAAACCAAGAGUCCUGUCCUGUUGCCAUGGGGAAACAGAACAGCAAGCUGCGGCCAGAGAUGCUGCAGGACCUCCGAGAAAAUACGGAGUUCUCUGACCACGAGCUGCAGGAGUGGUACAAGGGAUUCUUAAAGGAUUGCCCAAGUGGAACCCUAAAUGUGGAGGAGUUCAAGAAAAUCUAUGCCAAUUUCUUCCCUUACGGUGAUGCCUCUAAAUUUGCUGAGCACGUCUUCCGCACAUUUGACACCAAUGGCGACGGGACAAUAGACUUCCGGGAGUUCAUCAUCGCCUUGAGUGUGACAUCACGGGGCAAACUGGAGCAGAAACUGAAAUGGGCCUUCAGCAUGUACGACCUGGAUGGAAAUGGGUACAUCAGCCGUGACGAGAUGCUGGAGAUUGUACAGGCCAUCUACAAGAUGGUGUCAUCUGUGAUGAAGAUGCCAGAGGAUGAGUCCACGCCGGAGAAGAGGACAGAUAAAAUCUUCAGACAAAUGGACCUCAAUAAUGAUGGUAAACUGUCCCUGGAGGAAUUCAUCAAAGGUGCCAAAAGCGACCCCUCCAUCGUCCGGCUACUUCAGUGCGACCCAAGCUCAGCUUCCCAGUUCUGAACGCCCCUCCACAUCCCAACCCUGUGACAACCCUUUCCUCCUCACCCUCUCUGUUGCUAUUGAAACGGUCACUCAAAUCAAUGCAUGCUGCUUCUCGUCUCUCAUAUCAACUGUUCUGUUGUUAUUUUAUGAAAUAACGAAUGACGAAAUAUAAGGAGGCUGAGAAUUAGUCAUCACUAUCAUUUUACUUUUUAUCUUUAUAUGUGGGAAGGAUUGAAGGGACAUGCAUAGGUCAAAAGAUCUGUCGAUAGUGGAGUCUACUUACGUUCCUGAAUAUCUCUCACUUCCUCUAGAACACUGGAUUCCCAGGGAAUGUUUUUUUCUUUGCAGGGUGGGGAUUGCUCCGUUUGCCCUCCAACACAUGUAUAUCAUGUAUAUACUGUACGUCUAUGUAUAUCAUAAGAUGAAGUACAUGUUUCUUCAUGUAUGGUGCACUCUCUUUGGCAUUGAAAGGCAGUAUUAUGUAGCGUAGCUUCCAGGUCUGAUCUAAACAGAAGGGCGGGGCAGAGAUGGGUGGGGGAGGGAUGUUAUUGGGAUUUUACUGCUAUAUGAUCUUUCGCUGAGAAAAAGAAGGCCUAAGAUCCCAUUUGUUUUUUAUUGAUAUACUGGCAUCUUUUGUUGAUUUUUGAAUUUGAAAUGUUGCUUCAUGUUGUACAUAUUUUUUUUCCUCCGUCAUGCCGUUUUAUUUAUUAAUUUGUUUUCUUAUUAUUGUCCUCUUACUUUGACAUGUUGUAAAGCGAAAUGACCAUGUUCCAGUUUACAGUUACAGAGAGUAAGAAAGUGUCAUGAGAAUAUUAUCUUGGGGAUUUGUGGCUUAUUGUGGAAUGAAGGGAAACCGUAAUGCGUAUGAUCAAGGACACCCGAAGAACAUAUCGUUUGAGCAGCUAUGUGUUUAUUAAGUAUGGUUGUGCAUUUGGUAAGGACGAGUGUAUGUGCAUGUUCAUAUGCACUGUUUGCUUGAAGCUAACUUUUACAGUAUUAUUACGUCGUGUUGUUUCUUCAUUUGUAAUUCUUUGACAUUGAGCAGUAAACUUAAGAUAGUCGUUAGCCGUCACUAUACUGCAUGAUCCUACGAACCAAAAUAUGACAACACCCACAAAAAACAGAAAACAUACAGCAGUAUCUUUUUUGUAGUUCUGCAGCCUCCUCAAGACUGUACCAAAAAGAAAUCAAUUAUUAUUUGUCUUGCCCCCCCCCCUUUACACACACACACACACACACACACACAUAUAAACACCAUAACCGUUUCCCUCUGACUGACAGAGAACUUUGUAAGGGCUCGUUCAUCACUCUCUAGCUCAGUGAUUCUCAAAGUGGCGCCCCAGGACCCCCAGGGGUCCGCGAACCAUAGCUUGGGGGUCCGCGGAACAAUUUACAAACAAUUGUAAAUGACCAUUCGUUCAUUCAUAGCAUUGAAAAAGCCUAUCUACAAACUGGGACCUCUUGCACCAAUAAAAUCAGCUAUUUUGUCCAAUACUCCCACCCACUUUAGUUUUGUGCCAUUAGAUUGAUUCUGAUAUGAUCGUGACA
This is a messenger RNA of Labrus mixtus (cuckoo wrasse), 2560 nucleotides long. Its product is annotated as hippocalcin-like protein 1. Gene Ontology annotation, molecular function: calcium ion binding. The record is from RefSeq and is a predicted model, not a curated record. NCBI's taxonomy places the organism in Eukaryota, Metazoa, Chordata, Actinopteri, Labriformes, Labridae. Bases 449 to 1030 code for a protein of 193 amino acids. The transcript is spliced from 5 exons.